AUGGCGGACGCGUUCAGGGAGCGCACAGCCCGGCUUCUGACCGACUACCUGGAGUACUGCGCCCGGGAGCCCGGCACCGCCGCGCGGCAGCCGUCCUCGCCGGAGGCCGCAGUGCUGCGUUGCGUGGCUGCCCAGAUACGGGAGUACAACGUGCGCACUUUGUCUGUCUACCGCGGCUUCCGCUGGAACCGUGUCGAAUUGGUGGCCUGGAUGGCACAGAAACUACUCGCAAGCCCAUGUGGCCCCAACUGGUACCGCGUGGCAUCACUCUUGACCUUCGCGGGGAUGCUGCUGGAAAGACAGCCUCGGGAGGCCUGUGGGCGGAAGAAGAAAGAGGGCAACGUUAGCAGGGACUGCCGACUCCUGGUGGCUUUGCUGUGCGCUCACCUCUCAGGGCGGCAUCGCACCUGGCUAUUGGCGAACGGCGGCUGGGAUGGAUUUUGUCUCUUCUUCCAAGGCUCAUUGCAACAAACUUGGACAAGACACAUGGUCUGGGUUUUUGUGUCAUACUGUACAGCAGUGGUCUUACUCUACUUGUGGACAAAAUUAUUGUGAGUUCUAAAAUUCUUAACUCAUUUCUACCUACCUGUGACCAGCCAAGUGAAUUUGAGGUGUGA
Phacochoerus africanus (Common warthog) is the source of this 617-nucleotide messenger RNA. RefSeq names its product BCL2 like 10 (gene BCL2L10). Lineage: Eukaryota; Metazoa; Chordata; Mammalia; Artiodactyla; Suidae. The coding region runs from base 1 to 555 and encodes 184 amino acids. Gene Ontology annotation, biological process: extrinsic apoptotic signaling pathway in absence of ligand; regulation of apoptotic process; intrinsic apoptotic signaling pathway in response to DNA damage. Gene Ontology annotation, molecular function: protein homodimerization activity; protein heterodimerization activity. The record is from RefSeq and is a predicted model, not a curated record. Gene Ontology annotation, cellular component: mitochondrial outer membrane. The transcript is spliced from 2 exons.